Messenger RNA from Anopheles nili, 1438 nucleotides. RefSeq names its product WASH complex subunit 1 (gene wash). NCBI's taxonomy places the organism in Eukaryota, Metazoa, Arthropoda, Insecta, Diptera, Culicidae. Gene Ontology annotation, molecular function: gamma-tubulin binding; alpha-tubulin binding. The transcript has 2 exons. Gene Ontology annotation, biological process: exocytosis; retrograde transport, endosome to Golgi; Arp2/3 complex-mediated actin nucleation. Gene Ontology annotation, cellular component: early endosome; WASH complex; recycling endosome. The record is from RefSeq and is a predicted model, not a curated record. The coding region runs from base 1 to 1434 and encodes 477 amino acids.
AUGCACACGUACAGCGUGCCCAUCGUGAAGCAUGAUAUUCGUCACGAAGAAACGAUUCUCGAUGCCAUCAAUGCCUUUGAAUAUCUCAAUCAGGUUGUCGAAGAUGUGUUCGGAAAGAUCAACGCUCGAAUCGAGCGCAACCGGACACGGCUGGAAGCUAUCGAUGCUCGCGUGGACAAGGUGAACGCGGACGUCCGCAAGCUCCACGACACGAAGCAGGCAAUCAUCAUUUACUCUCCCAGCCGGUAUCCGGCAAGUGACAUGGACUCCACCGUCGAACCGACCUUCUCGCCCGGCAACGGCAUUCCCUUUCCGGAGUGCCACUUUCGGCUCAAAGAUAAACCCUACCUGCCGUCGCAUUCGCUGCAGGAAAAGAUACAGUUUUAUCACGUGAAGUCACCGCGCGAAAGUGAGCGCAUUUUCCCGUUUGAUUCGACACCCAAUCACGGUACGGGGCACUUGAGCGGACAUCCGUUGGGCCCUUUUCUAGAUACGCUUCUGCUCUUCAACGAACCUGCGUACGUGCGGGAAUACAAGGGCCAAGAUUGGAAGCGCGCGACGCGAAAGGACUCAUCCCAUGGGGGUGCGAUACGCGAGGAAAAGAUCGUAUCCUCGUCCUCGCCGAUCAUCCGCAGCCGGAUGAAGAAAAAAAGUCAGGACAUUUUCUACACGCCCUCGUUGAGCGAUGCACCGAAGCUGGAUGUUCCCGUGGACUUGCCCGAUCUGCCGGGCAUCGUGAGCAACAUCAAUUACGUCGGUAACAGCACACUGAUUGCACCGUCGCUUCAGCUAGCGGGCAUUAUCGAGCAGCUGCCUUCGCUCGAGGAUCUCACCAGCGCGAUCGAUGUGGCGGAUCAUUCCAAAGAAAAGGACGAAAGGAUUCAUUCGGCCUUACCGAAAGUGCCUCCUGUGGCUCGGAGUGAUGCAGCCGGCGUUUCACAGCCAAUGGCCGCGGUUCCGCCUCCUCCUCCGCCACCACCACCUCCGCCUCCUCCACCACUACCACCACCACAAUCUCAAGUUUCCACAGAUCUCGAGAAAUCGGCAGAGAAGGAUAUGGCCCCGAAUCCACCGGCUGCUGGCAGUACGGUCAAACAAAAGAGCGCCCCACCACCCACGGAAGGUGACGCGCAUUUCAAUCUUAUGGAGGCCAUCCGGCGAGCGGGAGGUGCUGGAAAAGCGAACCUUCGCCACAGUACACCCGCCGCAGGGACACGAGCAACCGGAACCCGUAGCGAUGCGUCAGAACCGAAGAGCUUGAUCGACGAUCUGCACAAUAAGCUGCAGAUGCGUCGCAAAGGGAUCUCGGGUACGCGCGAAGCUCAAGAACCAGGCAACGUGAUCGACAGACUGUCCGCGUUGAUCCCGCCGCCCGUGCCUAAGCUUGCCGCGGACGCAUCAGCUAGCGAAAGCAAUGAGGAAGACUGGGAGUAGACGU